Lottia gigantea (owl limpet) is the source of this 912-nucleotide messenger RNA. RefSeq lists its product as hypothetical. The annotation marks the transcript as partial. Gene Ontology annotation, molecular function: pyridoxal phosphate binding; carboxy-lyase activity. Gene Ontology annotation, cellular component: cytoplasm. Gene Ontology annotation, biological process: carboxylic acid metabolic process. Lineage: Eukaryota; Metazoa; Mollusca; Gastropoda; Lottiidae. The transcript has a single exon. The record is from RefSeq and is a predicted model, not a curated record.
GACGAGGCUACAAAGGAGCAAUUCAACGAAUUAAAACAACGCCUACUUGAAGGCAAGUCUCUGAAAUCCAAACAAGUUAGCAAGGUCAUGAUUGAUGUUGAUAGCGAGUCUGAAGACAGUGCCCUCAGCUUACAGGAUUCUUCUGCCAACACUGAUGAGUCGGAUCCCGAUGAAUCAAACGUAGAAACUUGCACCACACAACUGCAACAUUCUCAACGUGUGAAUAGUCGUAGAAAGUCAACCAAAGCCAAGUUCUUAACUAUUCCUCAGGUUCAUCACGAUGAUUUCCUCAGUGACACAUUCGAUUUGAUCAUGAAGGAAAUUGUCCAAAAGGCUGGCGAUAGGAGUCAGAAGGUCGUGGAAUGGAAAGCUCCUGAAGAAUUAAGAGAAUUGAUGGACCUUGACCCAACCGCAGUGGGAGAGACUCAUGAAAAGCUGUUGAUGCGUCUUCAAGACAUCAUCAAGUACAGCGUCAAAACUGGUCAUCCUCGAUUUGUCAAUCAACUUUUUUCUAGUCUUGAUCCCUAUGGUUUAGCAGGACAGAUCGUCACCGAUGCUUUGAAUACUAGUCAAUAUACAUACGAGACGGCACCAGUUUUUACUCUGAUGGAGGAAACUGUAUUGAAAACGAUGAGAACAUGUAUUGGUUAUACAGAGGGUAAUGGUAUCUUCUGUCCAGGUGGUUCCCUCUCCAAUAUCAUGGCUGUCAACUGUGCUAGGCACUUCAUGUUCCCUCAAACCAAGAAAACUGGCAUGUUUGGUCUACCUCCACUAGUGAUAUAUACUUCUGAACUGGCUCAUUACUCCAUAAAGAAGGCAGGUUAUCUAUUAGGAUUCGGAGAUGACAAUGUCAAAUUGGUCAAAACUGAUGAACUCGGUAAAAUUAUUCCAGAAGAUCUCGAAAGACAGAUC